UAUUCUGAAUUCCACUUUUUGUUUGACACGCGCCUUAACACGAACUUCGUUGCCUUUACGCAUUUCCCUGUGGUUUUUUCUCAUUCACUGACUGUUGUUUUCUCUCCUAUUUUUUUGGGGGGAUUUCGUGCAAAUAAAGUUCUGUUGAAUUGAUUUGGGAACAGCAUAAAACAACCAGCAACAGGCAACCAGCAAACAAUCAUCGGCAAUCGACAAGGAGGCUGGAAAAAAAUCACCCGCUCCUCCAGAAAAAGCUUUGCCACGCCCCAAGCCGCGCUUCAAGAGGCGCACCGGCCCCACCAUUCCCAUGCCAGCCCGCAAGGGGCUGCUAGCGCCCCAGAACACAUUCCUGGACACCAUCGCCACCCGGUUCGAUGGCACCCACUCGAACUUUGUGCUCGGCAAUGCGCAGGCAAAUGGCAAUCCAAUUGUUUAUUGCUCGGAUGGGUUCGUGGAUUUGACAGGAUAUUCACGCGCGCAAAUUAUGCAAAAGGGCUGCUCAUGUCAUUUCCUCUACGGACCGGAUACGAAGGAGGAGCACAAGCAGCAAAUCGAGAAAAGCCUCUCCAAUAAGAUGGAACUGAAGCUGGAGGUUAUUUUCUACAAGAAGGAAGGUGCCCCCUUCUGGUGUUUGUUCGACAUCGUGCCCAUCAAGAACGAGAAGCGGGAUGUGGUGCUCUUUUUGGCAUCCCACAAGGACAUCACGCACACCAAAAUGCUCGAGAUGAAUGUGAACGAGGAAUGUGAUAGCGUUUUUGCCCUUACAGCUGCCCUUCUGGGCGCCCGGUCCCGGGCCGGCUCCAAUGCCGGUAUGCUCGGCCUGGGCGGACUGCCCGGUCUGGGCGGGCCGGCGGCCAGUGAUGGGGACGCGGAGGCGGGUGAGGGCAACAAUCUGGACGUUCCCGCCGGCUGCAACAUGGGUCGCCGGCGCAGUCGAGCGGUUCUCUACCAGCUAUCCGGGCACUACAAGCCGGAAAAGGGUGGCGUGAAGACCAAGUUGAAACUGGGCAAUAACUUUAUGCAUUCAACGGAGGCGCCGUUUCCGGAGUACAAAACGCAGUCGAUAAAAAAGUCACGCUUGAUUCUGCCCCAUUACGGGGUGUUCAAGGGCAUUUGGGACUGGGUGAUACUGGUGGCCACCUUCUACGUUGCCCUCAUGGUGCCCUACAAUGCCGCCUUUGCCAAAGCGGAUCGGCAGACAAAGGUAUCGGAUGUGAUUGUGGAGGCGCUCUUCAUUGUAGAUAUUCUGCUAAACUUCCGCACCACCUUUGUGUCGCGCAAGGGCGAGGUUGUCUCCAAUUCGAAGCAGAUUGCCAUCAAUUACCUGCGAGGAUGGUUCGCCCUGGACCUUCUGGCCGCGCUGCCCUUCGAUCACCUGUACGCCUCCGAUUUGUACGACGGCGAGGAAUCGCACAUCCAUCUUGUGAAAUUGACGCGGCUGUUGCGGCUCGCUCGACUGCUGCAAAAAAUUGAUCGAUACUCGCAGCACACGGCCAUGAUACUGACAUUGCUGAUGUUCUCCUUCACGCUGGCCGCCCACUGGCUGGCCUGCAUCUGGUAUGUGAUAGCGGUCAAGGAGUACGAGUGGUUCCCCGAGAGCAACAUCGGUUGGCUGCAGCUUUUGGCGGAAAGGAAAAACGCUUCCGUCGCCAUUUUGACCACGGCGGAAACGUAUUCCACGGCCUUGUACUUCACCUUCACAAGUCUCACUUCCGUGGGAUUUGGCAACGUUUCUGCGAACACCACGGCCGAAAAGGUCUUCACCAUCAUCAUGAUGCUCAUUGGCGCUCUGAUGCACGCCGUGGUCUUCGGUAACGUGACUGCCAUCAUCCAAAGGAUGUAUUCGCGUCGCUCGCUAUAUGAGAGCAAAUGGCGCGACCUAAAGGACUUUGUGGCCCUGCACAAUAUGCCCAAGGAGCUGAAGCAGCGCAUUGAAGACUACUUUCAGACCUCCUGGUCACUCAGCCAUGGCAUUGAUAUAUACGAGACGCUACGCGAAUUUCCCGAGGAGCUCCGUGGCGACGUUUCCAUGCAUCUACAUCGUGAAAUAUUACAGCUGCCAAUAUUCGAGGCGGCCUCCCAGGGCUGCCUGAAACUUUUAUCCCUGCACAUAAAGACGAACUUUUGCGCGCCCGGCGAGUAUCUGAUCCACAAAGGCGAUGCCCUCAACUACAUCUACUAUCUGUGCAACGGAUCCAUGGAGGUGAUCAAGGACGAUAUGGUGGUGGCUAUUCUGGGUAAGGGUGACCUGGUGGGCUCCGACAUCAAUGUGCACCUGGUGGCCACCAGCAAUGGCCAGAUGACUGCCACCACCAACAGUGCUGGCCAGGAUGUUGUCGUCCGCAGCAGCAGCGACAUUAAGGCGCUAACCUACUGUGAUCUGAAGUGCAUCCACAUGGGUGGUCUGGUUGAAGUACUCCGCUUGUAUCCGGAGUAUCAGCAGCAGUUCGCCAACGAUAUUCAGCACGAUCUCACCUGCAAUUUGAGGGAGGGCUACGAGAACCAGGACUCCGAUAUUGGGCCCUCAUUUCCCCUGCCCAGCAUCAGUGAGGAUGAUGAAAAUCGCGAGGAGGCCGAGGAAGGUGGCAAGGGGGAGAAGGAAAAUGGUGGAGGACCACCUAGUGGUGCUUCUCCGCUGCACAACCUAAGCAAUUCUCCGCUGCAUCCAGCACGAUCUCCGCUCCUGGGCAUGGGAAGUCCCAGGAACCAGAGGCUCCACCAGCGGGGAAGAUCUCUGAUCACGCUAAGGGAAACGAACAAGAGGCAUAGGACGCUGAAUGCAGCUUGUAGUUUGGAUCGCGGUUCCUUUGAGGAACCUGAACCGCCGGAGGAGGAGCAACAGUCGGGCGGUAAAAGGCCAUCGUUGGAGCGCCUGGACUCUCAGGUGUCCACGCUGCACCAGGAUGUGGCCCAACUGAGUGCGGAAGUUCGUAAUGCCAUCAGCGCCCUGCAGGAAAUGACAUUCACAUCGAAUGCCAUGGCCUCGCACAGUUCGCUCAAGUUCCCACCAGCAAGAUCUAUACCCAACAUCAGUGGAGUGGCGGCCACAAGAUCUGGAGUUGCGGUGGAGCAUGGCUUGAUGGGCGGCGUUUUGGCAGCCGCUGAACUGGCAGCGAUGCAACGUAGUUCAUCACAUCCUCCCGAGGUUUGGGGCAGGGAUGUCCAACUGCCCACUAGUAAUACGGCCAGCUCGAAAACACCCUCACCUGUGGAACCCAAGAAGAGCACGACCAGCAGGAGCAGUCAAACGGACUUUUAUCGCAUAGACUUCCCCACCUUUGAGCGAUUCGUUUUGGCCAAUCCGCGUCUGGUCUUGGGACUUCUGGGCAUUGAACCCGCCAUCAAAAACGAAAUGGAUCUGCUGCAGCAAAAGCAAACGCUGCAGAUAUCACCUUUGAAUACGAUAGAUGAGUGUGUCACGCCGUCGGAUCCCAACUUGGCCAGUUCCAAGGAGAAGCUGAUCACAACAUCAACAGUUCAGACACCUGGUCGCAUUUACCCGCCGCUGGAUGACGAGAACUCCAAUGACUUUCGCUGGACAAUGAAGCACUCGGCCAGUCAUCAUAGCUGCUGCAAGAGCACCGAUGCUUUGCUGAGUCCAGAGGACCAGCCCCAGGUUUCCAUACUACCAGUGGAGGCAACUCCUGCGCCGCCAGUCCAGGAAAUGAGAUCCACGAAGAGAAGCAUACGAAAAAGCACGAGUGGCAGCAACUCCAGCUUGUCCAGCAGCAGUUCGAGCUCCAACAGCUGCCUGGUGUCCCAGAGCACGGGCAACUUGACCACCACGAACGCCUCGGUGCACUGCAGCAACAGCUGCCAGAGUGUCGCUAGUGUGGCGACCACGAGGAGGGCCUCCUGGAAGCUGCAGCACUCGAGGAGCGGGGAAUAUCGCAGAUUAUCCGAGGCCACGGCCGAGUACUCCCCACCUGCCAAGACACCGCUUCCUGUGGCGGGCGUGAGCUACGGCGGCGAUGAGGAGGAGAGUGUGGAGCUCCUGGGUCCUCGACGGAACUCCAGACCCAUCCUGCUGGGCGUAAGCCAGAAUCAGGGUCAGGGACAAGCUAUGAAUUUCCGCUUCUCGGCGGGGGAUGCCGAUAAGCUGGAGAAGGGUCUGCGUGGACUGCCCUCCACUCGCUCCCUCAGAGAUCCGAGUAGCAAGUAAGCAGCCUCCAAAGGAAACCAAAAAGGAGCCAUUCACAUGCAGAGCGCCGUUCGUGAUUUAUGUCCUAAUUAAUACUGAAACAGAAAGACGCUUGUACAUUUAAUAUCUCUAAGAUACCCACACGAGUUUGGUUGUUCAUCUGUAUCCCCGUACGUUUAUCGAGAAUACCUUCACAUAUUGUAAAGCAUAUCAGACAAGCCAGAAGUAUUUGACAAGCCUAAAAGUUAUUUUUGUAAGGCUCAGCUGUUAAACGGAGAUGAUUGUUUAUUCUUUUGGUAGCGAAUAAGCAAAGAUACACCCACUCAGAAUACAUGGAAACAUAUGUCAGCGGAAGUACAAAGCCUAUAGACCUCCGACUUAAGAUAAAUACGAGUAAGAGUACAUCUUGCCUAGCAACUAUAUAUCAAAAAUGGUGAAAUGUUAGUUAAGUUACACCAGCCUGGAAUUUUCUGUUUCAAUAAUGUGAUGCAUGACAUUGUGUUUGGAUCUGUUGGAUCUGACACACCUUUUUGGAGAUUUAGGAGCCAUAUUCAUACAAUAGUAAAAUUGCUACUAAAUUUGUGACAGAUGUGGGAGUUCUCCAUUAAUCUAAGAACUGGAAUUUAAGCAUAGUUAGGCAAGCUCAAUGACAGGAAUAUCAAACGGGGAUGCCACAGAUUCGUAGAGACUUAAGCAGUAAAUUCAUUCUAGUCACUGGGACAUGAGUUAACCUAGAUUAUUACCUAAGAUAAUCGACAAUCGUGUGCUACAUAUAUCGAAUGGAUAGAGUUCCACUUCAAAAGUGAGAUCUCGGGCAUUUGACUAAAAAGUAAUUUGUGAUUCCAAGCGAGAAGGCAGCUCAACUCUCAGCUUGAUUCCGUGUUGAUAAGUUGGCUAACACAAAAAAAAAAACAAAAACAAAGUUAUCAACUAAACUGUGUAAAUUUCUGAAAUCCCACAUAUAUCCUGAGUGUAUAUAUAGGGUGUUUUUUUUAGAGGUAUAGAACUUUAAAUUGCAAUAAAACAACGAUGGAUUAUUCGAUUGACAUGAAUUUUAUUGACAUGAAAGAUAAUC
Molecule: messenger RNA, 5216 nt
Organism: Drosophila santomea
Lineage: Eukaryota; Metazoa; Arthropoda; Insecta; Diptera; Drosophilidae
Gene: Elk
Product: potassium voltage-gated channel subfamily H member 8
Exons: 16
Coding region: 308-4162 (1284 amino acids)
Biological process (GO): regulation of membrane potential; potassium ion transmembrane transport
Cellular component (GO): membrane
Molecular function (GO): voltage-gated potassium channel activity
Source: RefSeq, a predicted model, not a curated record